CACCACUCAAAUUUCAACUCAUACCAAAAACCAGACAGACAGAGAAGAAGAAGUUGAGGGUUCAGAGUUUUUCACAGUGAGAUGAAGGAAGGAGCUGAUGAUCUCAUGAAAAUGGAGGACGAAGAGGAGGAGAAAUCAACCACCACCACGGCGACUACUUCAGGUGGUGGCGGUGGCGGUGGCGGUUUGGUGGUGUUGAUGUGGGGAUAUUUACCUGGAGCUACACCUCGACGGUCUCCACUGCUUUCACCUGCUUCUGUUCAUCUUCCUACUACUGUUGUUGUUGAUUCUGAUUUUUCUGGAGGAGGGAUUAGAGGGAGGGAUUUGUGGAAGGAUGUUUGUGGUGGUGGUUGCGGAUUCGCCCUUGCCAUUUCUGAGUUUGGGAAGUUGAUUACUUGGGGUUCGACUGAUGAUAUGGGACAGAGCUAUGUCACUUCUGGAAAACAUGGGGAAAUUCCAGAGGCAUUUCCUCUUCCAAAUGAAGCUUCAAUUGUAAGGGCUGCAGCUGGAUGGGCACAUUGUAUUGCAGUGUCUGUGAAUGGACAAGUAUACACAUGGGGAUGGAAAGAAUGUGUUCCUACGGGGAAAGUUAUCGGAGGAGAUCAACCUUUAGGAGGGAUGAAUCAGGAGAAAGAAUUUCUUGAUAAGCAGACUUCAUUGAUGACCGAACAAGUGAGUCCUCCUAAGUCGUCCCAAGUUACCAGAACUACUGGUGGAGCUUCAUCCUCUGUAGAAACAAAGGGAGUUGGAGAAGAAAAACCUAAGCGGAGAAGAGUAUCAUCAGCUAAGCAACAGACGAACGAUAGUUCAACAUCUGGAGAUGAGAAUCUCUCGGCAUUACCAUGUCUGGUUACACUGAGUCCAGGAGUAAGGAUCAUCACUGUUGCGGCUGGUGGCCGACAUUCCUUAGCCCUGUCAGAUAUAGGACAGGUGUGGGGUUGGGGCUAUGGAGGAGAAGGGCAACUAGGUUUGGGAUCUCGGAUCCGCAUGGUGUCUUCUCCUCAUCCUAUUCCUUGCAUAGAACCUUAUGGCAAAGGGGUCUCAUCGAUUGUUCCUCGAGGAAGUAUGAUUUCUGAGACACCAAAUUACAAAGUUCCCGGCACUUACAUAACAAGCAUUGCCUGUGGAGGUCGGCAUAGUGCAGUAAUAACAGAUGCUGGAGCCGUGAUUACUUUUGGAUGGGGUCUGUAUGGACAGUGUGGUCAAGGGAGUACUGAUGACGAGUUAAGUCCAACUUGUGUAUCCUCUCUUUUGGGUAUUAGGAUUCAAGGUGUCGCUGCUGGGCUAUGGCAUACACUAUGCAUCUCAGCAGAAGGUGGUGUCUACUCUUUUGGUGGAAAUCAAUUUGGGCAAUUGGGAACUGGUGCAGAUACAGCUGAGAUAGUCCCUAAAGUUUUGGAUGCUCCAAGCAUUGAAAAUGAGAAUGCAAAGUUUGUUUCUUGUGGUGCUCGUCAUAGUGCUAUAAUGACAGAUGACGGGAAGGUAUUUUGCUGGGGAUGGAACAAGUAUGGUCAGCUUGGCUUGGGUGAUGUGAUUGACCGCAAUAUGCCGUCUCAAGUACCACUGGAUGGUUUUGUCCCAAAGAACAUUGCUUGCGGCUGGUGGCACACAUUGGUAUUGGCAGAAUCACCAACUUGAAAUGGGAGGUACAGAUGUGCAUGCUCACCCAGUUUUGUUAGGUUAGCUUUCCUCACCUGAUAGGAUACUUUCUUGACAAUGCAUGUAUGUGUUUGUAUGUAUAUGUAAAUACAGAUUUUAUAGUGUAUUCACAUAAACAUAUAUAAUGCAUGUACGUAGCUAACUUUAACAUUCUUUGAUAGGCCAUAUGAUUGCAUGACUAUCAGUCAUUGCCAUUAUUCCCAUUAUUGUGAGGGGAAAAAUGGGGGAAGAAAGGUUAGAUUGCUUGAGAUGUUGUAACAUGAAUAAUUUCCAGUAUUUGGAUGUUUUUUCUGUUUUUACCGCGUUAGUUUCUAGAACAAAGCAUUUGUAUAUAUUGUAAUGGACACAUAAAAUCAAUAAGAACCAGUCUGCAUUGGAAUCAUCA
Papaver somniferum (opium poppy) is the source of this 2044-nucleotide messenger RNA. Its product is annotated as ultraviolet-B receptor UVR8-like. Lineage: Eukaryota; Viridiplantae; Streptophyta; Magnoliopsida; Ranunculales; Papaveraceae. The transcript has 11 exons. The coding region runs from base 82 to 1638 and encodes 518 amino acids. The record is from RefSeq and is a predicted model, not a curated record.